UCUCUGCGAAGAGCCGCCAGCUACCGCUCGCCGACUCGCAGUCCGUCACCGUCGCUCGUCGAACGAGGACGCGGUCGAUAUCGCUCGCGGCCGAAAACAAGUUCGAGGAAAGCCGGUUCCCAGGAUCGCGGUUGUUUCUCUCCGUUGUCCACGGCCACGGACGCCGACCGGGGAAUCAUUAUAUUUUUAGGAUCAUCCUGUGGACUCCUCCUCCUCCACCCCGCGAUCCGACGGGACUCGUGUUUCGCGGCGCGCGUGUGUCACGGUACCUACAUGCUACCAGAAGGAUGCUCUUCGCCUCUUUCACGUGUCCCCGUGUUCACGAGACGCGGUACGCUGAACGGCAAGGUACAUCAUGGGAAACGAGACGCUGUCGGAAGCUCGCCGUUCUUACCGAUGGGCCGGCGGGAAGUGAAGAGCCAAGGGCCUACGCGGCCUGCUAAGAUGACCGCUCGUCUUCAAUCGUUGAGGCAUCAGGAGAAGAAAUCGGCCGGUAACAAUCACAGACAUCAUCAUCACCAUCAUCAAUCUCAACAGAACCUGCACCAGGGACCCAGUCCGGCAGCCAGUCCCAGUCCUAGUCUUAGCCCGAGCCCUAAGCAUCCGGACGGUCGUCGAGCUAACAAACCACUAAUGGAAAAACGACGACGGGCGAGGAUCAAUCAGUCGUUGGCGGCGCUAAAGGCGCUUAUCCUCGACAGUGCCCGGCUGGAGAACACGAAGCACAGUAAGCUGGAGAAGGCUGACAUUUUGGAGUUGACGGUUCGUCAUCUGCAGAGGCAACGAUCUCUCGCUCAGCCGGGCUUAUCGAGGUACAAGGCCGGUUAUCAAGAUUGCUCGAGGGAGGUAAGUCGAUACCUCGAUGCCCCGGACAUAAUCACCGGGAACACGACGCCGAUGGACCCAGCGGUGAAGCAGAGGCUACUGCGUCACUUGGACAGUUGCGUGUCGGAAUUGGACUUGGAUCUGGGUUCGAGGCCGGAUAGCGGAUUAGGCAGCAGUCCCGGAAGCGUGACGGAUCGAGUGACGGGCGCGGGAAGUCCCGGUCCGUUGGAGCAUCACGUGCCAUCGACCGCGCACUGUAGUACAGCUCUGAAUCCGGCCGGCUUGAUCAAAGCCGAGAUUCCGGACGUCGAGCCAGCCAGGCCGGACAGCAGCACUACUGCCGGCGACGAAAACAACAAUAACAGCAGCAAUAGCAACAGCAGCAGCAGCGGUAGCAGCGGCAACGCUCGGCCGACUUCUGCCUUCGGCCAACUCGUGCCCGGCCCAAAGCCCAGCAACAGCCCGAGGCUCGACCAGCCGGAACAACCGCUCGACUUCACCACCACCUCGAAGAAACUGAAGACCAGCUGCGGCGCGGCCAGGCUCGGCCUCGGAAACAACGCGGACCACGGUCUCCAGCAGCAGCAGCAACAGCACCAGCAGCAAUUCGCGAUCCGGUUGGCAACGGAAAGGACCAUCCCGCACGAAGACAGACCGUCCAGUCACGCCAGCAGCAGCGACUUCGUCACGGGAAUCGGCUCGCCGUCUCCGCUGCCCCAGCAGCCGAUCAGGGACGAGGAAGGAAUGUGGAGGCCUUGGUGAAUCGUGAUCCGUGAAACUGUGAGCCUGUGAACAGUGAUCAACGGUAAUGGGUUUAAGAUUCGUUCGACGGACGCGGGGAGAGUUUGCAACUUUUGAUCGGCCGAAGCGUCGACGACUCUCGAACCUCCCGACUCGAACCUUUGCGACGUCCGAACACGGGAAUCUGCCGGGACCUUUUCGAGCUGUUGCGAGCUACCCCUAUCGAGACGUUGCACAAUGCAAUCCGCGAGAGUGCAUCGCGCAUAGCACGUUAUCCUGCUGUCGUGUACAUAGUCCCUCGACGAGUAUAGAUUUAUUUUGAUGUUAACUAGGUGUAUACGCGUGCGAGACAGUGCGAAGGGAAUGGUUAAGACACCGAACACGUGGAGAGUUUGUAUGGGAGAGACACGUGCGUAACGCGAAACUCGAAUUCCUCGUUCGACGUACUUAGAUUCAUUGAAUAUAUUAUAAAUAUAUGUAAUAUAUCCAAUAAAUUAAUAUAUUUAUAAUAUAUUACAAAUAUCUGUAAUAUAGGUGUAUGUGUACAUACCGAUCCCGUUACAUUUUUCUCGGUUGCACCGCUGCCUUCUGGCCUCGUCCCUCUCCUGUGUUCCGCCGGGACAGCCGGAUUCGUUUUCAGGAUCUUUUCUUCGCGUUGUCAGGACCGCGUGCACCCGGACCGAGCGCGCGACGCGAGCUGCGUUCGCGAGCUGCGUUAGCGAAGGGCGCAACGGGGAAUUAGGGAAAAUGUACAAAACGUUCCAUUAAUUUAUUACUUCUUCGUUCCGUUGUACGACACCCGGUCACGGCGAAGGCUUUAGAGCAAACUGGAAAAUAAUUGUAUAAAAUGAACUGAACUAGAGAUGUCUUUGAUUCAACCCGCCACGAGCUUCCCGCUAGCAGCGCGCAACCAUUCUUGGAUUGAUGCUGAUGGUCGAACCGGUGCUGCUGCUGCCGCUGAUGAUGAUGAUAAUCGAUUCACGACCGACGCCGGCAUCAGAAAGGUAUGUGAUAAUAGUAACAACAGUAAUAGCAGUUCCGACUUUACUCUCUCCGAACGGCAAAGCCUGACCUCCCCGAACCUUGUAGCUGUUUUACAGCAGUUUAACCACCUGUUACGUCGAGACAACCACCGAACUUUCGCGCUUUUCUUUUUACGAAACACGCGAGUAUUCUCGGCGCCACUCACUCUUUAGUCCCUCUCGCCUCUUCUAUCGUAUUCCGUCGCUAUUCAAUCCUAUGCCCUGAUCAAAUCUCUAGUCUCACCGUGUACGUUUCUAUCGGCGAUUCAUCACUGGGCGCGCUUGUACGCGCUACGUUGUUUGCGGACACUUUGGCAAAGGUAGAUUCAGGGUGCACUUACGAGGGAAUCUAUUACUGUAGCAGUGGA
Nomia melanderi (Alkali bee) is the source of this 2956-nucleotide messenger RNA. The record is from RefSeq and is a predicted model, not a curated record. Lineage: Eukaryota; Metazoa; Arthropoda; Insecta; Hymenoptera; Halictidae.